AUGUCCUCCCCACCCCAGGACCACGACCACUCCGCCAUCCACACCGAAGACCCCUCCCCCUCCUCCGCGACAGAAACCCCCAACCCUCUCCUCCGCACCACAAACCCCCUCGUCAGCUCCCUCGAACAAGAAGUCCUAGAUGAAUAUACUCGUCUAUUAGGGAAUGUAAAUAAGUUAUCAACCAAACUCUCCACACUCGCCGAAAACCCCACGACGCUCACACUGGACGGGCUCCGCGGCCUGGAACGCCAAACCGCGACGGUCUGCACGUUGCUCAAGGCGAGCGUGUAUAGUAUUGUUCUCCAACAGCAGAUUUUUAAUGAGAGUGAGGAACAACAACAGCAACAGCAGCAGAUGCAGAUGCAGGAAAUGGAGGACGGGGAUGGGUAUUCGGGGAUGAUGCAGCGGCAGGAGGGUGACGGGGUCGAGUAUGGGUAUGGGGAUGGAGGGUAUGGGGGGUAUGGGGCGGAGGGGGAGAGUUUUGGGAGGUAUUGA
This is a messenger RNA of Aspergillus welwitschiae, 495 nucleotides long. Its product is annotated as DASH complex subunit DAD3 family protein. The record is from RefSeq and is a predicted model, not a curated record. Gene Ontology annotation, cellular component: DASH complex; mitotic spindle. The coding region runs from base 1 to 495 and encodes 164 amino acids. The transcript has 2 exons. NCBI's taxonomy places the organism in Eukaryota, Fungi, Ascomycota, Eurotiomycetes, Eurotiales, Aspergillaceae. Gene Ontology annotation, biological process: attachment of spindle microtubules to kinetochore.